AUGGCAGCGGAAGACGAGCGCAAGCGCGAAUGCCCCGCGACGGAGAAUGAUGCGGCAUCGUCUGACGAUGAUUUGGGUCCGAUGCCAAUGCCGGCCUCGUCAGACGAGGCGGAGCGAAUCAAGCGGCGCAAAACACUGCAGCAUGAGAAGCUGUACCUGGAUCACCUGCCCUGUGCGGAGCGCUACUACAAGUCGCUGAUGCACCGCGAUACCAUUAACUUUGUGAAUGUGACGCCUCAUACAGAUUUUGUCAUCACAACGUCCGUCGAUGGCCAUGUCAAGUUUUGGAAAAAGCAGGAUACAGGUAUUGAGUUCGUCAAGCAUUACAACGCUCACCUCGCCAUGAUUGUAGGUGCAGCCGUCAGUGCCGACGGUGCCUACUUUGCAAGCAUCGCAGCAGAUGGAUCUGUCAAGGUAUUUGAUGUGGUCAACUUUGACCUGAUUCACAUGCUCCAGCUCCCGUAUACCCCGCGCGCAUGCGCCUGGGUCCACCGCCGAGGAAGCGUGGACGCCGUUCUUGCCGUCGCCGAAGAGCACAGUACCUCAAUCCACUUCUAUGAUGCACGAGAGGGUACAGAGCCCCUGUACUCUGCAUUGCGUGUGCACAAGAAGCCGUGCCACCUGCUUGCCUACAACGACAGGUACGAUUGUAUCGUCUCGGUAGACACAGGGGGUAUGAUCGAGUACUGGCAGCCACGCGAGCCUUUUGCGCUGCCGGAUGGUGUGUUCGAGCUCAAAUCAACGACAGACUUGUUCGAAUUUAAGAAGACCAAGUGCAUUCCAACGUCGCUUACUUUCUCCCCGGACUUUGAGCAGUUUGUUACCUUGUCCGCCAGUGACCGCCAGGUACACGUAUUCCAUAUGCAACGGGGCAAGCUGCUACGCAAGUACGACGAGUCGCUUACGGCGGCCCAGGAGAUGCAGCAGGCUGGUUCCACGUCGUCACAGCUGGACGAUAUCGAGUUUGGCCGCCGACUCGCUGUAGAGCGCGAACUCGACGCCACGGUGCUCCCCGGUCCUACGGAAGCCGUGCCAAACGCGACAGGCUUGGCCACUGCAAAUGCUGUGUUUGAUGACAGUGGCCACUUUGUGCUAUAUGCGACAAUGUUGGGUCUGAAAGUGGUCAAUAUCAAAACCAACAAGCUCAGUCGCUUGCUGGGCCGCGAUGAAAUCAUGCGUUUUUUAAAUGUGUCUCUCUACCAGGGUACGCCGACAAAGAAAACCGCAACUAGUGUGGCUUUCGCUGCCUCUAAUAAUCCGCUCGUUGCUGCGGAGGCGCAAGACCCGAUACUGUUUUCUACUGCAUACAAGCGCUCUCGCUUUUUCAUGUUCUCGCGCAAAGAGCCCGAUACGGAUCCCAAUUCCAAGCUCGCUGGUCAGGACCGUGACGUGUUCAAUGAAAAGCCUACACGUGAGGAACAGGCUGUGGCCAGUGAAAUUCCUGAGGCAAAGAAGAAGAAUAUUAUUACUUCGGCCAUCUUGCAUACAACCGCCGGCGAUAUCCACCUGCGCCUGUACCCUGACCUGGUGCCCAAGACGGUGGAAAACUUUGUCGGGCUCGCUAAGAAGGGAUACUACAAUGGAGUUAUUUUCCACCGUGUGAUCAAGAAAUUCAUGAUCCAGACUGGUGACCCUUUGGGUGAUGGUACCGGUGGUGAGAGUCUGUGGGGUGGUGAGUUUGAGGACGAAAUUGUAAAGGAACUGCGCCAUGACCGACCCUAUACCUUGAGUAUGGCCAAUGCUGGCAAGAACACAAACGGCAGUCAGUUCUUUAUUACAACGGUGGCAACACCGUGGCUGGAUGAUAAGCAUACAGUGUUUGGACGUGCGACGAGCGGCUUGGAUGUGAUUCACAAGAUCGAAAAUGCACAUAUUGACAAACGAGAUAAACCGAAAGAGGACAUUCAGAUCUUUAGUAUUUCUCUACAUUAA
Messenger RNA from Malassezia sympodialis ATCC 42132, 1932 nucleotides. Its product is annotated as WD40 repeat domain-containing peptidylprolyl isomerase. Gene Ontology annotation, molecular function: protein binding; peptidyl-prolyl cis-trans isomerase activity. Gene Ontology annotation, biological process: protein folding; protein peptidyl-prolyl isomerization. Lineage: Eukaryota; Fungi; Basidiomycota; Malasseziomycetes; Malasseziales; Malasseziaceae. The record is from RefSeq and is a predicted model, not a curated record.